AUGGAGGAAGAAGCGACAGAAUCCUGCGAGACAGGCCGCCAAAGAGACAAGUCCCUCGAACCCGAUGAAGAUGCUCAGCUACAGCCCCCCGUGCCGCGUCGCGUACAGGAAUUGAGGAACCCAAAGAGCAGGCCUCGCAAAAGCAUCAAAUCCCGCGCCAGAGAAAGACUCGCCAAGGAACUCCAGCGCUCGCCUUCUCCUCCCCGCUGGCGUGUAGAGGUUGUUUCCGCUCUGGAAAGCGGCCAGUCCUUUAGCGCUCACGUCAAGAUUCUCAGAAUCCUCGACCGCAUCCCUGAGCUUAGAGACCACGUACCGCAGAUUGUGUCGUCGAAUGCCAAGUUGCGAACUUACACGAUUCGGUAUACUCGCUGCGAAUUGGUGGGCUUUGAGUGCGAGGCUCGUCGGUCGCGGUUCUCGUAUAAGAAGAUACUGGGGUUCAAGCAUCAGCUGUAUGGGUUCGUCAAGUUGAUGUACCAGAGCGGCGUGCGGUACAACAUCUAUCCUGGGAAUAUACUUAUAUACAAGUCGGUUCGGAGGGAGUCUACGCGGCAUUUGAUGUUCCUCGGAUCGGUGCAGGACUGUUCUGAUCUUGUUGAUGCGACGACGGAGCCGGAUUGGAGCGAAUAUAGAAAGUAUGUGUGGGAGCAUAUCCAUCGCGUGUUUGCGCUUCUCGAGAUUUGGACGUAUCAAGAGGAAGCCGUCGACUUGAUUGCCGCUGUGGACAGGGAGAAGGAUUUGGUGGAAUCGCUGAUUGAGGGUAACAUUGCGGUUAUUGAUGAUACUAGGGGGGACGUUGACGAAGCGCGGACGAUUAUGGCGGAGACGGUGGAGGUUUUCAACAAGACGCUGGCGAAUAUAAAGCAUCUGAAGGCUUUAUCCGACGGCUUCAUGGCCUCUGCAAAAGGUCCGAUUCUCAUCUGGGAGGAUGCGCAGUCGCGAAAGGAAGUGGUGGAGAAGAAUAUGAAGAAGAUUGAGGUUCUUGGACACAGGACGAAUGCGCUCAUUGAGAAGUACCGCGAUCCGUCCAAGCCAGAGGAUGAAGCGAGCGAGCUGGAGAUUGCGCUGGAGCAGCUUGGUGACGAGGAGGAGAGUACGGAGCCGAAUACGGAAGUUAUUGAUUUGUUUGUUGAUGGUGCCGAAGCAGAGGAGGUGGUGAUAUGGGAUGAAGGUUUGCCGAUUCAAGAUGGAGAAGAGACUGUGCAGGAGGAAGAAGUGGUUGUAUAUGAAGAGACCGUGCAAGAGGAAGAAGUGGUUGUAUAUGAAGAUGCGACGGCGCAAGAUGAGGCUGUGGCUGGUGAUAUUGGCUCCGAGGAAGAGGAUAGCAGUGAAUAA
Messenger RNA from Trichoderma atroviride IMI 206040, 1332 nucleotides. RefSeq lists its product as uncharacterized. The record is from RefSeq and is a predicted model, not a curated record. Lineage: Eukaryota; Fungi; Ascomycota; Sordariomycetes; Hypocreales; Hypocreaceae.